CUCGCGAUCUCAGCAACCUUCAAGUCAACCACCUUAACCAACUCUACUCUUAUCAACAAUGUCUGGCCGUGGAAAGGGCGGAAAGGGCCUUGGCAAGGGCGGCGCGAAGCGUCACCGCAAGAUUUUGCGCGACAACAUUCAGGGUAUCACGAAGCCCGCUAUCCGUCGCCUCGCUCGUCGUGGUGGUGUCAAGCGUAUCUCUGGCCUCAUCUACGAGGAGACCCGCGGUGUUUUGAAGAUCUUCCUUGAGAACGUCAUCCGCGACUCUGUCACCUACACUGAACACGCCAAGCGCAAGACUGUCACUGCGCUCGACGUCGUCUACGCCUUGAAGCGCUCAGGGAAGACCCUCUACGGCUUCGGCGCAUGAU
Messenger RNA from Schizophyllum commune H4-8, 371 nucleotides. Its product is annotated as histone-fold-containing protein. The transcript has 4 exons. Gene Ontology annotation, biological process: nucleosome assembly. Gene Ontology annotation, molecular function: DNA binding; protein heterodimerization activity; structural constituent of chromatin. The coding region runs from base 59 to 370 and encodes 103 amino acids. Gene Ontology annotation, cellular component: nucleosome. NCBI's taxonomy places the organism in Eukaryota, Fungi, Basidiomycota, Agaricomycetes, Agaricales, Schizophyllaceae. The record is from RefSeq and is a predicted model, not a curated record.